This is a messenger RNA of Brugia malayi, 453 nucleotides long. RefSeq lists its product as uncharacterized. Bases 1 to 453 code for a protein of 150 amino acids. NCBI's taxonomy places the organism in Eukaryota, Metazoa, Nematoda, Chromadorea, Rhabditida, Onchocercidae. The record is from RefSeq and is a predicted model, not a curated record. The transcript has 2 exons.
AUGAUGCAUUUAUCAAACUGCUUACAGGACUAUGAAUUUCGUCAAACCCAAUCCAAUAAUAGUCUGCAACAACUCGGAACUUUUGCAGUGCAUCAGAAUAAAAUAGGUUUUCAGGUUUACCCACAAUAUCAGUUAAAUGUAACGAACGAGGCGGUUCCCUACCAUUUGCAAGGAUGUGGUGGACAGUUGCUGGAAGCUGGCUUGAAUAAACAAGAAUCAGAUUCAUCGCAAAUGAAUCUAUGUCGUAUUUCUCGAUUUCUUUCUGAUGAAAGUUUCCAGAAGCAUUCUGUCAUCCAGCCUGUGCUCCCGGCUAAAAUCCUAAGUACCACUGAUAAUUCCAUCAGUUCUGAUUCAGAAGAUUAUCCACCUCCUCCUGGUUAUUUUUUAACAACUUUUUACUCUGACAUUACUUAUAAAAAACGUUUUCUUUGUGCAUUCUCUCUACAUACCUGA